This is a messenger RNA of Aphis gossypii (cotton aphid), 1870 nucleotides long. RefSeq lists its product as uncharacterized. NCBI's taxonomy places the organism in Eukaryota, Metazoa, Arthropoda, Insecta, Hemiptera, Aphididae. The record is from RefSeq and is a predicted model, not a curated record. Bases 149 to 1483 code for a protein of 444 amino acids. Gene Ontology annotation, molecular function: nucleic acid binding. The transcript is spliced from 2 exons.
ACAUUUCACCACGAAGCUUCGUUUUUGCGACCCCACUUGUCGAAUGUUGAUAAUAUACUAGUAUAAUGGAUAUUAAUUUAAUAGUCAGUAUACAUUUUAAUUGCUUUUCACUUUGGUUUUGAUUAUUUUAAUAAUUUAUAAAUCUAAAAUGGACCAUACGAAUAAGGAACCAUUGACAAAAACCGUCCAUAAAAAUCCACCAGGAAAGGCUGUAGGUAUUCAUAAAAAGGAAAUGUUAAUUAAUAUGUACAAAAACAAAACUAAAAAUGAACCCAAUCUUAAAUUCUCGAAAUUAACGAAAUUAUUAUCGCAAGAAACUGGUAUCGGUAUUCAAACAGUUAGAAGUACUGUGCGUAAAUAUAGGGGUGGACAAGCCAUAACUGCAAAAAAAAGAAAAAUUCGACCAAAAAUAAUUGAAAAACUUGACAUUUUAGAAAAAUGCGAAAUUCGUCAAACAAUUCAUAGUUUUUGGUUUAGACACGAAAUACCAACUUCAAAAAAUAUAUUACUUGCCAUAAACGCCGAUCCCGAUCUUCCAUCGUUACAAUUUACCUCAUUAAAAAAAAUAUUAAAAGACCUAAAUUUCGAAUACACGAGAUGGAAUCGAAAUAACUGUGCUCUUACUGAAAAAAAAAAUAUUGUACUGUGGCGUCGAAAAUAUCUAGAAGAUAUACGGCGGUACAGAAAAGAAGGUAGAACUAUUUAUUACUUGGAAGAGACGUGGGUCAACAUCGGUGAAUAUUCUCACAAAGAAUUACGGACCGAUAUAGAAUCGUCCGGUAAAAGCCAACGAUUAAUUGCCGUACACAUUGGAUCAAUCGAAGGUUUCGUCGAGGGAGGGCUUUUAUGCUUUGAACCAAAAAAUAAUAUGUCUAGCUACCAUGAAAAUAUGAAUGGUGACAUAUAUUAUGAUUGGUUUCGUAGCGUUUUGCCUUUACUCGAGGAGAAAUCUGUUAUUAUUAUGGAUAACGCGUCACACUAUUCGGUAGAAAAUCACGUGCCCACCAUGUCCUGGAAAAAAGAUAGUAUUUUAAAAUGGCUGGAAGAUAAAGGUAUAGUAUUCGACGGACCAAUGGUAAAGUUUCAAUUAGUCGAAAAGGCGAAAGAGAUAAGAAAUACCGUUGACAUAUAUAGAAGGAGUGUACAAGAAGCAAUAAAUUAUAAUAAAGCUAUUCUACGUUUACCACCGUAUCAUUGUAAACUGAAUCCUAUACAUUUAGCGUGGUCGGUUGUAAACAGUCACAUGAAAACGAAAAACUGUUCAAGUUCUGAGUUGGACGAUGUACGUCAACUGAUUAAUGAUGGAGUUAAACAGAUAACGCCCGAGAUGAUGACCAAUUUCUUCGAUCGAUCAAUAACAGAAGAAAACAAACUUUGGGACCUUGAUUUCAUUAUCGAUGACAUGUUGGAAGAAGCUGUAACUGCAUCAAACACUGCAGUAACUAACGACUUAGUUACAUCUUCCGAAUCGUCCGAUUAUUGAAGUGAUUAAUGUUUUAUAUUUUUUCAUUAUAACCUACCUAUAUCUACCUAUAAUUCGAAUAUUUUUUUUACGUGUUGGUUAUGUUAAUUAUAUACAUUUUGUUUUUGUGCACAUUUAAAUCUGAAUUUUUUGUGAUAUGCUUUCAUUUUGAAAUGUUUGAUGAUGAUUUACACUAGGUAUAUACCUAGUAUUAUUUAAAUUAUUUUUAAUAUUAUUUUUGACAAACGUUGUGAAAAAGGGCACGAUACGAUUGCGCGCGGUCCUUAUCAGCGGUACCUUUUUAAGCGUACGAUUGCGCGCGCUAUAUUAUUUUUACUUUUAAGCAACGUUGCUAAAUAUAAUAUAGGUCCAUUGGUCCACGGUUAAUCCGUACGAUACUAUAGUAGA